UCUCCGAACCAGUGGCUGAAGGUGAAGCCUUCAAGCCGGCCUAUCUCUCUUUUUCCAUCCGUCCUCAGCCGCACUAACCCACCGCUGCCGACUCGUUCUGUUUCCCGGUGUCCUCUCAACGCCAACUCCGCCACAGCCAUGUCCAUCUUCGGCGAUGUCCCUCAGGCUCCUCCGGUGGCCGUCUUUAAACUGACUGCCGACUUCAGGGAGGACAGCCACCCGCAGAAGGUCAAUCUGGGAGUCGGAGCCUAUCGCACCGACGACUGCCAGCCGUGGGUGCUGCCGGUGGUGAAGAAGGUCGAGCGUCUGAUUGUGGAGGACGGCAGCCUCAACCACGAGUACCUGCCCAUCCUGGGUCUGCCCGAGUUCCGCUCCGCUGCCUCCAAGGUCGCUCUGGGAGAAGACAGCAGUGCCAUCCAGGAGAACAGAGUUGGUGGGGUUCAGUCUCUGGGGGGGACAGGAGCCUUGAGGGUGGGGGCGGAGUUCCUGCGGCGCUGGUACAACGGCACCAACAACACUGCUACACCCAUCUAUGUGUCAGCGCCAACCUGGGAGAACCACAACGGUGUGUUUGCUGACGCCGGCUUCAAGGACAUCCGUCCGUACCACUACUGGGAUGCUGCCAAGAGAGGCCUGGACCUGGCCGGGCUCCUGGAUGACCUGGAGAACGCCCCGGAACAUUCCGUCUUCCUUCUCCACGCCUGCGCUCACAACCCCACUGGCACAGACCCCACCCAGGAGGAAUGGAAGAAGAUUGCUGAGAUCAUGAAGAGGAGGAACCUGUUCGUCUUCUUCGACUCGGCCUAUCAGGGCUUCGCCUCCGGCAGUCUGGACAAAGACGCCUGGGCCAUUCGCUACUUUGUGUCCGAGGGCUUUGAGCUCUUCAUUGCCCAGUCCUUCUCUAAAAACUUUGGCCUCUACAAUGAGAGAGUCGGAAACCUGACCGUAGUUUCUCAGGACAGCGAGAGUCUGAGCCGCGUCAUGUCUCAGAUGGAGAAGAUCGUCAGGACCACCUGGUCCAACCCACCGUCACAGGGAGCACGCGUGGUCAGCAAGACCCUCAACUGCCCCACGCUCUUCGCUGAAUGGAAAGACAACGUGAAGACGAUGGCAGACCGGGUGCUGCUGAUGAGAGAUCAGCUGAAGACGAAGCUUCAGGAUCUGGGAACUCCAGGGACCUGGGACCACAUCACCCAGCAGAUCGGCAUGUUCAGCUUCACCGGACUCAACCCUAAACAGGUUGAAUACAUGAUCAAAGAGAAGCACGUCUACCUGAUGGCCAGCGGCCGCAUCAACAUGUGCGGGCUGACCACCAAGAACAUCGACUACGUGGCCCAGUCCAUCCACGAGGCCGUCACCAAGGUCCAGUGAAGACCUGGAGUCUGGUGGUCCACACCCUGCCUCCUGUGCCCCCCCUCACCCCCCCACCCUCACCUUUCACCUUUACUGCUUAACCAACUGGGGAAAUGAAAGCCGAGUCCCCGCCCCCCCAGUUGAACCACAUCACUUCCUCCACCCUUGUGAAGUUCAGUGAAUUUUGAAGAUUCAGGGAAAAAAAGUCGGUUCAACGGGAAUAGAUUAGAAUUUUCAAAUAUUAUAGAGUAGUUUUCCCCACCUGUAGUUUCCAGAUGUGACUUCCUGUACUCGCAGUACUUCAUACUAUACUGUAGUAUAUAUCUGAUGAGGUACGACACCCAUGUGUGUUUGAUUCACUUGCACACGCUGUAUUUUUAUUUUUUUUAUUUAUUUUUGUAGCGUCCGAUACAUAAAUGUCUUCCGUAUGAAGCCACAUCAAACAGUUACUGUCAGUUCUGUCACUUUAUUCACGUAAGACGUUGUCAUCGCUAGGUAUCGAUUCUACAACAUCAAGAAAACAAAAAUGAGUGUUGUCAUGUGACCUGGUUGCAAAGGUCAUUUCCUGUGCCUGGUGUCGGCAGCUGUGUA
This is a messenger RNA of Cynoglossus semilaevis (tongue sole), 1944 nucleotides long. Its product is annotated as aspartate aminotransferase, cytoplasmic-like. The transcript is spliced from 9 exons. The record is from RefSeq and is a predicted model, not a curated record. Bases 139 to 1371 code for a protein of 410 amino acids. Gene Ontology annotation, cellular component: cytosol. Gene Ontology annotation, biological process: L-aspartate biosynthetic process. Gene Ontology annotation, molecular function: L-aspartate:2-oxoglutarate transaminase activity; pyridoxal phosphate binding. NCBI's taxonomy places the organism in Eukaryota, Metazoa, Chordata, Actinopteri, Pleuronectiformes, Cynoglossidae.